This is a messenger RNA of Papilio xuthus (Asian swallowtail), 3788 nucleotides long. Its product is annotated as kinesin-like protein KIF18A. NCBI's taxonomy places the organism in Eukaryota, Metazoa, Arthropoda, Insecta, Lepidoptera, Papilionidae. Gene Ontology annotation, molecular function: microtubule motor activity; ATP binding; microtubule binding. Gene Ontology annotation, biological process: microtubule-based movement. The record is from RefSeq and is a predicted model, not a curated record. The transcript has 8 exons. Bases 218 to 2812 code for a protein of 864 amino acids.
UGAAUCACUGGUCAUUCACUGUGUUUAGCGGUUAUAUUACAAAACUUUCAACAGAAACCGUUUUUAAAAGUGUUGCAGUGCCUUUCGUAAAAAUAUAUAUAAACCAAAGUGUGAAGAUACUGCAAUGAUAUACUUAAUCAAUGGUGUAAGUUGACUAAGAAUAAAAAAUCUAUGUGAUGGAUAUUUGGUGCUUAAUAAGUUAUAAACCGUGCAGAAAAUGAAUAAAGGAGUUGCUAGGUCUCAGGUUGCUGCUGUUGCUGCACCGUCAAGGUGUGGUUCCACACAAAAUAUGUCUGCAAAUGUUAAAGUUGUAGUAAGAGUUCGUCCUUUGAACAAUAAGGAAUUGGAGCAUAAUAACCAAAUCGUAGUGGAUAUUGUAGACGAUAAGAUGCUGGUAUUUGACCCGAAAGAAGAAAUACGACCUUUUUUCUAUCAUGGUAUGCAACAACAAAAUAAAACCUUUUUGAAACGAGCAAAUAAAGAGCUAAAGUUUGUAUUUGAUAACGUGUGUGGGCCGAAUGCGACUAAUAAAGAUGUUUUCGAGACUUCUACUAAAGAUAUUAUAACUUCGCUUAUGGAGGGCUACAACUGCUCAGUUUUCGUAUAUGGAGCCACAGGUGCUGGGAAGACUUUUACGAUGAUUGGAAAUAUAGAAAACCCAGGAAUAACUUAUUUGACUAUGGAGCAUCUAUUUCACACUAUAGGUUCUUUCGGAAAUGAGCGGGAAUUUGAUAUUGGCGUCUCCUAUAUUGAAGUCUACAAUGAAAAUGUCUAUGAUCUGCUGAAGCCCUCAAACACGCCAUUACAACUCCGAGAGGACUCUAAAUAUGGAGUAAUGAUUGCUGGACUUACAUUAUGUAAUAUAAAUACUGCACGGGAACUAUUAAACUUGCUUGAGAAUGGAAACAAAAACAGAACACAGCAUCCAACUGAUUCUAAUGCUGAGAGUUCUCGAAGCCAUGCUGUCUUCCAGGUCUAUGUAAAAAUGAGAGGCAAGGCAAGCAGUCAACUUCGUAUUGUCAAAUUGUCUAUGAUAGAUUUAGCCGGAAGUGAAAGAGCAUCAGCUACUGGUUGUAUCGGAGACAGAUUCAAAGAGGGAGCUAAUAUAAAUAAAAGUUUGCUUUCUCUUGGUAAUUGUAUUAAUAAAUUGGCUGAUGGAAGCAGUUACAUACCUUAUAGAGAUUCAAAGCUAACGCGGCUUUUAAAAGAUAGUCUCGGUGGUAAUUGUAAAACAGUGAUGAUUGCGAACAUAUCUCCCUCAAAUACCAGUUAUGAAGACACUUACAAUACUUUGAAAUAUGCCGCCAGGGCCAGUAAAAUACAACUCAGUAUAAAGAAAAAUAUUGUAGAUGGUGACAUGAGAUUAUCUCAAUAUGUAAAGAUAAAUGAGGAGCUGAAGAAAAAGGUCAAGGAAUUAGAGGCCAAGUUGUCUUUGUCCACUGUCAAGGUUGUUGAUAAUAAGGACAAAUUAAUGGAGGAAUGGAAGCGUCGUAUACUAGAGGAGGAGUCAGCGCUGAGCCAGGUGGAGAGAAAGCUGGUGUCGCUGAUGUCCCGGCAGCGCGUGCUGGCGCUGCGCCACCGGCUGCGCACUCAAGCCUUCAGCCACGUCGCCGACCUCGCGCACAGGUCCUCAUAUGACGCUUUGCAACAGAUGUGUACAGAAGAAAUACCUCGUCACGAAAGAGCAGCGGAGAAUUACGUUAAACAAUCUGCAGGCCUAGAUGCUAAAAUCAAGAUCUGCUGGACGAAGUGGUGCGAAUGUCGACAGAGAAUGCAGAGUUUGUUCAAACAAGCUUUAUCAGAAUGUUCCUCUUUGUCGGACUUUGUUGAAAAAUUAAAACUACAGAGCGAAAUGAGAUUGAUUAAAGCUAGCGACGAUCUGAGGUAUAAACUACUAUGUAUAGAAAAUGAGGAAAUAAAAGCUUUCACAGAUUACAUGAGUGAUAUGCCGAGUAUGCUCAAAAAGUUGUAUUUGACUCUUAAGGGCUACGGACAAGCCCCUCCAGCACUCACAGCGGAGUAUCUAGAAAUAAUGAAAAAAGCUAAACUGGCUAAAGGUAUCACCUGGUGUGAUUCACAAGAUGAAGGAGAUGAUCAAUUCAAAUUCAUAUCAACAUUAGAUUUAGAAAAACCAAUCAUUAAUCUCGAGUUUGACAUCAAAAAGGAUGGAAUCGUUACAGAUUUAACGACGGAUAGUGAAGAUUUGACUGACAUAGAAAAUCGUGACCCAAUACGAAACUCCGCUAUGAAACGGAAAGGAACACCGACGAAACUCAAAACUGACGAAACAGUAUUAAUUGAUGACUCAAUAGAACUUUUAGACACAACCAGAACUCUUGGUUCUGCAAAGAAAUUGAAACAAGAAUAUGACAUUCCAGUUUAUGACAAUCCCAUAGAUCCCAGUAACUUGAACUCAACUUUUGUAUUGCCCGCGAAGUUAGAAAGUCUAAAAAAACAGCCGAUUAAGAAUGAAGUUAACUUAACAACAAGAUCAGCUUUUAUGAACAGGCCUAUGGUUUCUCAGAAGAUGCUCAACUUUAAUGAUAAAGGAGUAACAUUUAACAAACCAAUAGUAGGCAAGGCGAUGCCGUUACGUCGCGUUCCACCGACGUUAAACCCCCGCCCCACUGCCGGAUUCGGCUCCAGUCUAUCCAGAGACGGGACUCCUUUACAACGAAAUAUGCAAGAUGUUCCUCGAAUGAAAGUCAACGACCCACAAAGAUCAGUUGGCUACAAAUCGUUCCGGGCGCGAGAAAGAGUUCAAGCGCAUCCGUACACCAGACCCACGGGCGCGAAUACAUGGAGACAUUGAUAUAUUACAAGAUUCAAACUUAAUAGUGGCUAGUGAUUAAUUGUGAAUGCAUGUCUGUCCAUAUGGGUUAGUGUUGAUUGAGAGAAGUGUGGGCUGGCAUGAAUCCCCACACCUCUUUUACUACGUAUGUAGCGUCUCAUAUGAUAUUACGAGCCGCUAUAAAGUUUGGAUGAAACUAAUACAUGGACAAAGUUAAUACGGCUUAACGAGUUCUUUAAGGGAAAUUCUAACAAAAAUCAUUAUAAAAGCUUACUAGCACAUGUGGUUAAUGUAUAAGCUUUGUGUGGGCUAUAAGUAUACACGCAAAAAGAAAAAAAACCUACGUAAGAUAUAUUACGGUUUUUAUUGACACCUAAAUAUAAUUCAGAUUUCACAAUAUAAUUAUUCAUUUUUUUUGACGUUCCGGUAAGUAUAGUUUAUUAGUAUGACAAUUUAUCCAGAGUAAUAAAUUAUGUUUGGUUUGACUCUUUUUGCUAUUUUUUCUAUCUUUAUAGGUAUUCUGCGAUAAUUUACAUGUACUAAAAAGUUUGCUUUAUUGCAGAACAAGUUAUUUAUUUUAAACUCUCUAAACUUAAAUUGUGAUACAUUAGUACACAAGUGUUUAGGGUAUAAAGUUUCAGAAUAAAGACAAAAACUUGCAAUUGACUUGACUUAAAAUUGUAGACGAAAUGACAACGGUUUUGACCAAGUUUUGACGCCAUAUUGAAAGUUUUACGGACUUGAAAGCCCACCUAUUUAUGUUUAAAUAUAUUUCUACUUGGUAUAUUGCUACUAACAAAUAAUAUUGAAAUUUGUAUUGCUUGAUAAUGGUAGCUCCAUUUUUAUGUGAAUUAUUUUAGACAUCGUGUUGACGUAUUAUUAAGAUUGGAUAACAAUAUAUUUAAUUAUGUACUGAGUAAUGUGAUUUUUCAUACAUUAACACUGUCCUAAUUUUGUACAUAACAUUAUUAACUAAUUUUUAUUUGUGAGGUGUUAA